Labeo rohita (rohu) is the source of this 4587-nucleotide messenger RNA. RefSeq names its product histone deacetylase 9b (gene hdac9b). Gene Ontology annotation, molecular function: histone deacetylase activity. Gene Ontology annotation, biological process: chromatin organization. Lineage: Eukaryota; Metazoa; Chordata; Actinopteri; Cypriniformes; Cyprinidae. The record is from RefSeq and is a predicted model, not a curated record. Gene Ontology annotation, cellular component: histone deacetylase complex. The transcript has 11 exons. The coding region runs from base 482 to 2344 and encodes 620 amino acids.
AAAACGCGAAGGAGAGAGCUGAAUGCAACUUGGGAGCAGAAGCAAACCACCUUGGAGGACCAAAAAAAAACCUGUUUGAGAAAAAGGGAGGACCGAAAACAGUGAAUCUGACACAUCGGGGAGAAAAUAACAAGCAGUUUUGUCGGGACAAGAGGAAGGCAGAGUGUAGAGACUGUGAGAGACUCUCCUGCUGAUUCUUAGAGCCACUUAGGUGUCGACUGGAGGAGAAUCGAAGAGAUGAGCAGAGCAGAGGAGGAGUGAAGCUUUUUACUGUUAGUGAGGGAGAGCUCUGUCACUCUUUGGGUGUCGCUUAAGAGGAGGAGGAGGAGGAGGCAGGGGCGAAUGUUCCUGGUCUCAUGAGAGGAGAGAGAGAGAGACACAAACACGGAGAGAGAGAGACUGAGAGAAGAGGAGGGGACAAGCUGACAGCAAUACAGGAAGAGCAGGGCUGGCAGACGAUGUGCUGCUAACUGAAGUACUAAUGCUCCAGACCAUUUACGAGGCCGACUCCUGUUUCUCUGCAGACGGCAUCGGGAAACACCGGCUGCCUCUGACCCUUCACGACGCUGACAUGCACAACGUCAACAACUCAGUGGACAUUAAGCCAGAGGUUCCACUGGCUCUUGAUCCAGGCUCCCCGUUGGAUCUGCGUACAGACGUGAGGAUGCAGGGUUCUGGUUCAGAUCCCACUGUGUGGGAAAGACAACUUCAACAAGAGCUGCUCCUCAUUCAGAAACAGCAGCAGAUUCAAAAACAGUUACUCAUCAGCGAGUUCCAGAAACAGCAUGAGAACCUGGUUCGCCAGCAUCAGGCCCAGAUACAGGAGCAUUUGAAGUUGCAGCAGGAGCUUCUUGCUAUGAAGCAACAACAGGAGCAGCUGGAGAAAGAGAGGAAACUAGAGCUCCAGAGUCAGGAGAGAGAAUUGGAGAGACAUCGGCGUGAACAACAAGUCCUGGUCCUCCGCAACAGAGACAAGAGCAGAGAGAGUGCGGUGGCCAGCACUGAGGUCAAGCAGAAACUCCAAGAGUUUCUGUUGAGUAAAUCCACCAAAGACGGUACACCUAAUGGGGUCCCCCAGAAAAUCGCACAGAGCUCCAAACUGUGGUACACGGCCUCCCAUCACACCUCUCUGGAGCAAAGUUCACCUCCUUUGGGAGGAGCGUCCUCCUCCUGCAAGAUCUCCCUGCCCUCCCCGCAAGACUCCCGGGACGACUUUCCUCUGAGGAAGACAGUCUCAGAGCCCAAUCUGAAGGUGCGGUCCAGGUUAAAGCAGAAGGUUGCAGAGAGGAGGAGCAGCCCACUGCUUAGGAGGAAGGAGGGGAGCAUCAUGACACCCUUCAAAAAGAGAGCCUUGGAGCUUCUGGAAUCCACAGCCAGCAGCAGUGCACCGGGAUCAGGGCCCAGUUCACCCAACGGGGCCUGCAGUGCCUUGGGGGCUGAAAACGGACCCUCCUCUCUCCCAGUCACCACACGUACUGAGCGGUGGCCAUCACAGCCGAGGUUAUUAGGGCCUGAAAGCUCGGUGUCUGUGUUAAAUCUCUAUACGUCUCCAUCGCUGCCCAAUAUCUCCCUGGGUCUCUCGGCUGCCUCUUCUCCCAUAAGCGCUGCUUUAGGAUUUCAAGAGAAGCAUGUUGAGGGUGGUGGUGUAUCAGCGGUCAUUCAGGGUUUGCCCACCCAACUUCUGGGUCCAGUCCCCUUGUCUGUUGCGAUGGAGACCAAAGUGAGCAGCAGCCACCAAGCUCUCUUGCAGCACCUCCUCCAGAAAGAGCAACUCCGCCACCAAAAGAUCCUCUCUACUGGUCAAAGUCCUGUGCAUCCUCCUUCUCCGUUGGCCAUGAUGGAAAGCUCUCCGAGCAGCACCCGACCCAAACUGCCCCGUCACCGGCCCUUAAAUCGAACCCAAUCGGCUCCGCUGCCCCAGAGCACACUAGCUCAACUUGUGAUUCAGCAGCAACACCAGAACUUCCUGGAGAAACAGAAACAGUACCAGCAACAGGUCCACAUCAACAAGAUGCUUUCGAAAUCAAUCGAGCAGCUUCGUCAGCCAAACGUCCACCUGCAGGAGUCGGAGGAGGAAGAGGGAGAGGAUUUUCAUGACCAGGCCAUGCAGGAGGACAGCUCGCCCUCUGCUGGCGUCAUCAGGAAGCACAGCCCCGACAGCAUCCGCAGCAACACCUCCGUUUCACCCGUAGGGCCACUGGACACUCAUCCCGGAGUCAUCCGGGUGAAAGAGGAGCCCAUUGCCAGUGAUGAUGAGACAAUGGUCACUCAGAGCCUGGCCGACAAGCAGAGCUCCUACAUUCACCAGGUUAAAGGGAGGGUGGUGAUCCAGGCCAUGAUAUGAAACGACAGAUACAUCUUCACACUCGCACACGAAGGCACAGGCUAACAUACUGUACACGCCACAUGCUUACAUGACACAGAGCUUCAGAACUGGUCUCAUUCGUGAACUUGUGAAGUGGUCUCUGUAUUGUACGUUGUAUGUUUUGUAUAUAAUUGAAUAAGAUGAGAAUUUAGCCAACUUGGUCUUUUAAAUGCUACGAAGCAGUUUUUGAUUGUUUGUUGAAAUGAUAAUUUAAGAAAUCCUUUCUACUUUCUACCCACCCUUUGAGAAACAGCACCUCUUGUAGGAUAUUUCUGUGAUUUCCAAUGGCACUAUGGAUUUCUUAUAGACCUUUCUUUGCUUUUUAUGAAUGUUAUUAUAAAGAUAUGUUACAGUUUGUAUAAUGAAAAAAAAACUUUGUUUGCUGAGAGACUCCUAAAUUGUCUGGAAACCAUGAAAAUCCAUACAAAAACAGAAUAAAGGGAAUAUUUUAGGUUUUAACACAAGUUAAACCCAGUUAACAGCACUUGUAGGAUAAUGUUGAUUACCACAAAAUUUUAAAAAGAAAAUAAUAUAUAAUAUAAUAUACACAAUCUCUCAAAAGUUUUUGAACAGUAAGAUUUUUUUCAUGUUUUUUAAAGACUCCUCUGCUCACCAAGCCUGAAUUUAUUUGAUCCAAAAUACAGCAAAAGUAAUACUGUGAAAUAUUUUUACUAUUUAAAAGAACUGCUUUCUAUUCUAAUUUAUUCCAGUGAUCAAAUCUACAUUUUCAGCAUUUACUCCAGUCUUCAUUAAUUAUAGAAAUUGAUACUUUUAUUUCUCAAGGAUACUUUAAAUUGAUCAAAAGUGAUGAUAAAGAUAUUUAUAAUGUUACAAAGAUUUCUAUUUCAGAUAAAUGCUGUUCUUCUGAACUUUCUAUUUAUUGAAGAAACCUGAAAAAAUUCUACUCAUCUGUUUUCAGUAACGACUGGAGUAACGAUACUAAAAAUGUAGUUUUGAAAUCACAGUAAUAAAUUACAUUUUAAAAUCUAUUUAAAUAGAAAACAGUUAUUUUAAAUAGUAAAAAUAUUUUAAAAUUUUACUGUUUUUUGCUGCACUUUGGAUUAAAUAAAUGCAGGCUUGGUGAGCAGAAGAGACUUCUUUAAAAACAUUAAAAUCUUACUGUUCAAAAACUUUUGACUCAUAGUGUAAUAUAGUAUAAUAACUUUACAAAAAUUGUAGUUAGAUGUUCUAUUGAAACAUUCUAAUCAUAGGCAUUCUGUUUUAUGUAAAAUGACAGCAAAAACCAUACUAAAAUCAUGUUAGCAUGCAUAUUGCUUACAUACUAUUGAAUUGGUGAGUAUUGUAAUGGAUUGGCGUCAUUCAUUUUUCCAAUUGCUGUAGUAAUCAAUGUUAUGCUGUGUGCUGUCGAUUGAGCUCAAUUUGUAUUGAAACCCAGAACAUUCCUUUAACGGUUGGAACAAGAUCGGGAAAGCUCUAGAAUGACAUUCUGUGUUCCCUGUUCUCCUGUGGCCCAAAUCGAAGGCUGCCCUGGAUCGUGAGCAGCGCUCUGCUCCUUGCUGAAUUUUGAGAGGGAGAGAGUUGUAGAGGAAAUGCCUGGUGGAAGCCAGGAAUCAGAAUGAUUCAUGAGCGCAGGAAUGCUGGGAGAGGACAACUCCACGCUGAAGUCAGAGGGCCCAGCAGUGAGCUCUGAUUUACUGUUGAGGCAAAUUACAAAGUGAGUGAGGAGACGGCGGGGGGGAGCCCCUUUUUAAAACCAAUCAUUUCCUCUGUAUUCCCACGUGAUGUGUUUACCACGACAUGCAGGCUUGAUGUUACUUCGGUAGAAAAAAAAAAGGUAAUCGUUCUGUUCUCUCCUGAGGCGGUGUUGCCAUUUGUUGGCCGUCUUCUUCAUGAAGUGCUCGGAUCAACUCGCGUGAUAGUUUCGAGAAACAUACGACCGUCAUUUUUUUGUUAGUGAGCCAUCUUUUCUGUAUUUUUCUUUUUUAUUUCAAACAUUUGGUGUAAAACUGUUCGUUUUUGUGACUCUGAAAAACAACUUGAAGAGGAAAACAUGUUUAAUUGAUGUGAGCCAUCACUCUGUCCGCAAAUAGUCUGUGAGUCAACCUGAGCUGGCCUGUUUCGUUCCUGUUGUCUGUUCCACUGUUCUGGAUGUUAAUAAGAACUGUCCGCUAGCGAUAGAAUGUCACAUUUAGUUUGUAACCGUACGCGUUCCCUUCUAUCGCAGAUCACCUUUUUUAAAUAAAGCUCUUUUCCAUCCUGUA